This is a messenger RNA of Penaeus chinensis, 937 nucleotides long. Its product is annotated as protein unc-13 homolog A-like. The transcript is spliced from 7 exons. NCBI's taxonomy places the organism in Eukaryota, Metazoa, Arthropoda, Malacostraca, Decapoda, Penaeidae. Gene Ontology annotation, cellular component: plasma membrane. Bases 425 to 937 code for a protein of 170 amino acids. Gene Ontology annotation, biological process: chemical synaptic transmission. The record is from RefSeq and is a predicted model, not a curated record. Gene Ontology annotation, molecular function: diacylglycerol binding; syntaxin-1 binding; calmodulin binding.
UAAUAAAAUUCACUGUUUUAGGCACACAAUUAUGCUAGUAUGGCAUUGAAGGGAAAGAAAGGCUUGAGAGAGGAGAUUACCGCCCAUUUUCGCGCUCAGACUCCCAUGGCGCGAAAACGGGAAUUUUGUUGACGUCACAUCCGUGGGUUCUGAGACGUGAUGGCGUUGAGGGGGAUCGACUAGCCUGUCAGUGUAAUGUAGACCAGCGUGACGGACACACGGUGCUUCUUCACCGCCUGUCGUACUGGUCCCUGUGUAGUAGCGGCCGUGUUUGUGAUAGCCGAGAGAGCCGUGUGUGUGUGGAAGUACCAAGGAGGAUACAGUGGUUAGUGACCAUCAUGGAGGUGGUGGAUAGGCCAGCGGGUUGUGAGAUCAGGUUAUCACGUCAGUUCUUCUAAACUGCACCGACGCCUCAGAGGGGAAUAUGUCUCUCCUCAGUGUUACAGUUAAAAAGGCAAACUUGAGCGGACCCCAAGCCGACCAGUUAAACAGCUAUGUAACACUGAAGCUGCAGAAUGUCAAGUCGACUACAGUGUGCGUCAAGGGCCCCCAACCAUGCUGGGAACAGGACUUCCUCUUCGAGACCAACCGGCUGGACACGGGCAUGCUGGUGGAAGUGUGGAACAAGGGCCUCAUAUGGGACAAAGCGCUGGGCUACCACUGGAUCCCACUCACCAACAUACAGUACUCCAACGAGGAGGGAGAGGGCCGGUGGUACCAGCUGGACGCAGAGCGAGUACUGGAGGACGGCGAGGUGACGGGGACGAGGGACCCCACCGGCGAUUCCAUCCUGUUGGACUGCCGCUUCGAGCUACCAUGGGGCAAAAAGGCCAAAGAAAGGGCAAGGAAGAAAGGUACAGUACAGCUUCUUAUAGAACAUAAACUGCAGGCUUUUCAUAGACCAACUGCAAGUGGAGGUAGACGGUGCGGCGGAUGA